AGCGGGCCCUAGGGAACUCAAGCAGCCCUCCAAAUAAGGUUGCCCCCAGACGAUUGCGACCGCAAAAGAUCUAAAACUUGCACAAGUAUCUAGAAUAAAAUGGAAGUGUGGAACCACACGGAAGCAUCUAAGACCCGAUUUCACUUUUUACCGUGCAUUUUCACUGUUUACGGUCCAUAAACUCCAUCUAUAAAAUCACACUAAAACCCCUUUCCUUUCGUUUAUAAACCACUCUCUCUCUCGUCUCUCUCUCUCGCAAGUAAACGCUGUUUCUGGGUGAAGAUCCAUACGCCAAGAUGAGCCGACAUCCUAAUGUGAAAUGGGCCCAGAGGUCUGAUACGGUCUACAUAACUAUUGACUUGCCGGAUGCCCAUGAUGUAAAGCUUAACCUGGAGCCUGAAGGAAAGUUUUUAUUCUCUGCUACUACUGGACCAGAUAAGACACCUUAUGAAGUUGACCUUGAUCUCUAUGACAAGAUUGAUGUAAAUGAGAGCAAGGCUAGUGUUGGCUUGAGAAAUAUCUGUUACCUAGUGAAAAAGGCUGAGGAUAAAUGGUGGAGCAGGUUGAUAAAACAACAGGGAAAAGCUCCUGUGUUUCUCAAAGUGGAUUGGGAUAAAUGGGUUGAUGAAGAUGAAGAGCCGGAAGUGAAACCUGAUGAAGGUGCUGGAAACAAUAUGGACUUUGGAGACUUUGAUUUCUCUAAACUGAACAUGGGUGGCGGCGGUGGCUUCAAUCCUGAGGCUCUUGGCAUGAACAUGGGUGGCGCCGGUGGCUUCAAUCCUAAUGCUCUUGGCAUGAACAUGGGUGGCGCCAGUGGCUUCAAUCCUGAUGCUCUUGGCAACAUGGGUGGCCCCGGUGGCUUCAAUCCCGAUGCUCUUGGCAACUUUGAUGAAGAGAUUGGUGAUAGUGACACCGAGGAUGAAAUUGUUGACCAACCACCAUCAGCUGCUGCACAAUCUGAUGCCAAACCUCCUGCGAGUGGUGAGCAUGACGCAAAGGCUUCUGCCUGAUGAUGCAAAAUGUUCGAAAAGUGGCAGGGUGUACUGCAAAGCUUGAGGGGUGAACGCCUUUCUUACAAUGUCUUCAAAGCCAAUGCUACUCUCUGUUUUGACAUGCACUUGAAUAUGUGUUUUAUUUUCUGACACACAAACUUUCUGAAUGCUUUGCUUCCUUCACCUUCACCGAGGGGUUCCCUUUUCAUUUUGUUUUUUAUUUUUCCUGAGGGGUAGUCUAGUGAGAGGAUUGCUGUUGGCAAGGCAAGCUCUACUAAAUUUCCACUUUUUGUGAAUCGGAUUCUGGCAUUUACUAGGUAUUAGAUAUCAGCUUGUUCAUUACUGGUGAUGAUGUAUGGUUUUUAUUCAUUAUAGUAUGCAUCUCACUGAGAUUCUAAACCCGAGAUAUCGUUGAUUUGUUGAAUAUUAUGUUGAGCUUGUUAA
Molecule: messenger RNA, 1436 nt
Organism: Prunus dulcis (almond)
Lineage: Eukaryota; Viridiplantae; Streptophyta; Magnoliopsida; Rosales; Rosaceae
Product: co-chaperone protein p23-1-like
Exons: 6
Coding region: 297-1010 (237 amino acids)
Biological process (GO): chaperone-mediated protein complex assembly; protein folding
Cellular component (GO): cytosol; nucleus
Molecular function (GO): Hsp90 protein binding; protein-folding chaperone binding
Source: RefSeq, a predicted model, not a curated record